UAAAGAGGGUUUCCAGGGCAUUCGUUGUGACCAGUUCCUGCCCAAGACUGAUUCCAUCCUGUCUGAUCCAAUGGAUCACUUGGGCAUUGAGUUCAUGGAGAGCAAGGAGGUGUACAAAAGACAAGUGAUGUCUAUCACAUGUAUUGCCAUGGGGAUCAGCUUUCUAGGCACCCUCUGCAUAGCUCUCUACUGUCGGAACAAGAGAAGAAGGGAAAAGCUCCAGGCACACUUAAAAGAGAGCCGUAGCCAGAAAAACUACAUCCUCACCUCAUGCAGCCUGGCCCCUACACCCAGCCUUAGGCCUCAGCAAGGCCUUCAGCUACAGAAAUAUUAUAAACCCACAAGGUCCUCGCCACCACAUGUUCGAGAGUCUAGUUUCGUUCAGAGUACUGCUGCCUCUACCAGUCCACAGGGCACAUUGACAGGAAAACACCCCAGGAGCACUUCCCUCUCUCAUAGUCCAGAUCAGAGGAGUCGUUCUGCUUUUCGGCCUACAUCUCGCAGAACCCCACCCAUAACCAGAGGAUGUCUCAAUGCCAUUGGGGGAUCAAGAGAUUCUGGUCCUGCCUACCAACAUCUCCACGAAGUAGACAGCUCAGAAAGGGAGUCAGUGAGAAGGAACCUUUCCGGCCCUGGCAAUGACCUACAUCAAGAUUCAUUUUACAAUAUGCAACCCUCACAAUCCUCGAAAUCUUGGAGCAACCAUUUAGACCACAGGUGCGCUAGGAGCCUCAGGUCGGGCGGCCCUAGCCAAAGUCCUCCUGCUCCCUGUCGUCCCUGCUCUAUCCCAAUUAUCCCCUCUGUCCACUCCUACCAGGAUGAGGUCUCGUGUAUGCAAACAGCUCCUACUGAUGGAAGCAGCAGUUCUAGUCCUCUGGAAACCACAGCUGAUGCUUCAGCUGUCAGUCAACAGUCCAACAUAAUGGUCUCCAACCAAAUGGCUGGUAGACAGAAGGAAGUAGCCUCACUACUUGACGAGGCUCAGGAUCAACUCAGAGCACUAGCACUUGCCCAGAGGAAACAGGAGGACAUCAGUAGCUCUUUCCCUCAUGGGGCCAAAGAGACUGUGUGCAUUCUUUUAGCAAAUGGGGGUGGACAAGGGGGAGUGGCCUCUUUUGGGCCCACGGAGACUCAGUUAAUGAGCCCUAGUGACAUGCACAAAGAUGCCACAAAGCCUGGCCAAUGAGAAGGGGUUGACAGGUCUAACCACAAAUGUGUGUGUGUCUUGAGGCUUCAUAAUACUUUGCCAAAACUGGGAUACCAUGGAAAGCUAGCAUUGACUUUCUGAGGACCUGCUGUGAGUAGAGUCGUGGGAGAGUGACCGUCCUGA
Carassius auratus (goldfish) is the source of this 1330-nucleotide messenger RNA. Its product is annotated as pro-neuregulin-3, membrane-bound isoform-like. Gene Ontology annotation, biological process: intracellular signal transduction; nervous system development; animal organ development. The transcript is spliced from 7 exons. The coding region runs from base 71 to 1186 and encodes 371 amino acids. Gene Ontology annotation, molecular function: chemorepellent activity. NCBI's taxonomy places the organism in Eukaryota, Metazoa, Chordata, Actinopteri, Cypriniformes, Cyprinidae. The record is from RefSeq and is a predicted model, not a curated record.